Molecule: messenger RNA, 3042 nt
Organism: Peronospora matthiolae
Lineage: Eukaryota; Oomycota; Peronosporomycetes; Peronosporales; Peronosporaceae
Source: the annotation of a GenBank genome assembly
AUGGAGACGCGAGCGUUCUCCACGGGCGUGUCCAUUCAGUACCCAACCGGCCACUCCGCAGCCACCUCCGCAUCCGUAAAUCUAGGUACUCAAGUGGAGUUCCCGUUCGCGUUUCCAGCAGCUUCGUCGCCAUUGUCCGGGCUUCAGUGUAGGUCCAUUGACACCGAGACGUACCCUGCGUGUCAAGAACUCGCCUACCAUUUCGCCUACGAAAAGACGCGUCGAUCUGUGCAAGCGCUUCUACUGAAGAACAACGACACGAGUUUCAGUCAAGUCUUGAGGUUUUUCGAGAAGUUCUGUGCGACCGACGAGUCGGUAGCAGAAGCUGCAACGUCAUCUGUACUAUCAGUAGGUACUGACUCGACCACAGAGUCGCCAUCUACAAGACAACGAAUACGCGACCCUCGUGCGUCCGUUUUAUUUCCAUCGCUCCAUGGAUUUCCAAUAGCUGCUGUGGUCACUGGUACCGAUGCAACCUCAAAUGAGUUGUGGGUGGAGCCAUUACUACAGAAGCUACGCCACACAUUCCCUCUGUGUAUUGUUGUGCCGCGCGAUGUGUCGAGUGCUCGAAAAUUGAUUGAGUGGUUGGCUGCGAGACUGGAGAAUUUAUGUGCUGCCAAGCACCAGGAGCAGCAGUGGCUUCAAGGGUUAGUGGAGACUUUCGAUCUUCUGCCAGUGGAUGCAUUGCCAGUAGCUGCUUGUAACAUCGUUCGACCGUUGACUCGACAAGACCGAGCUAAGCAAUCCGGAGUAGCUGAUGGAGUGCUGCAGGUAGAGGAUCGAGGUUAUCGAAGUGAUGAGUGCGGUUCGGAACCGAGCUCUGCGUCGGAAGGGAGUGAAAUUGAUCUUGAGUCGGCUGUGUCCAGGAGAAAGAUGCGAAAACGACGACGUCCGUCGGCGGCGUAUGGACGAUGGACGAUGUCGAAGCUACUGACGACUGUCAGGCGAGAUAUUCAAGAGCUUGUAUCCCUCACUAGUAGCGACACAAGCUGUGAGUGCAUAGCUACACUUGAUAAGAUGGUGCGCGAUCGACUUGGGGAAGCAUUGACCCGGGUGAAGCGGACACAAGGCAAUGAGGAAGACAGGACGUCUCGAAGUGUCUCUUGUUUUGACGAAGCAGUUUCGUGGCUACAGCAUCGAAUCAUAACAUGUCGAGAUACAGCAGCGAAGCUCCUGAACGUUGCGCUUGAUACGAACGACUCCACCACCGGCCAUGUUGGUACCACAGAGAUGGCAUUGGCUUCAAUACUUCAUCGUGUAUUCUGUCAGUAUAUAGCGUGUAUGGAAGAAUGCACGACGGAUGGAGCUGGAAUGAAUGAUCGACGGAGAUCCGUGAAGCAAGAAAUGUCUAAGCAUGUGAAGUACUACCAUCUAAAGGGCGAUGCUGGAGCACAAAGCUUAGUGUCACCACAGACGCCUAUUGCUCAUCAGUCAUAUUUGUUACUAUGUAUUGAACAACUCGAAGUGUUUUCGCAGCAAGUAUUCAGUGAUUUCUUGGAGAUUUGGACACACUUCGUUCGACAGCAGGAAGAAAAGGAUUACACAAGGGCAACAGGUAGCACGUUGGGGUUUGUAGUUGGAGUGACCUCGGCGACAGCGCCGGCCUUACGGCGUUUGGACUUGAGUGUGACUAAUCGGCUCGAGCUGCAAUUCUUCUUUCUCAUUGACUCCCGAAAGUGCUUUAACGACAUAUUGGAGUCGUUAGUUGUGAAAGAGAACUUGCCGCUGUCACUUAGCGGUAACAUUGUCCGGGCAAUCGCAAGCCGAUAUCGUCGUUUACCAAGUGUCCCGCGUCUCCUGCUUGCACUGCGCUACUUGCUGUUUACGCACUUUAGACGCUGCCCGUGGAGUUUCCUGGCGCUGGCUGUAGAUGGUGUGCCAUCGUCAGGUGAGUCCCCAAUUCUGGUUGCUGCUGAUGUUGCACCGUUACCGCGUCGUAUCUCUUUCUGGGUGAAGCGUCAUCGUCGACAUCUCAUCCGUGAAGCACAAGGAAGGAGUGCUGGGUCUAAAUCUGCACUCUCUGCAUGGCUUGUUUCGUGUAGUGCGUUCGAGCUGAAAGACUUGGAAGCACGAGUAUUGCGCUCGUCACCGAAUGCAGCAGUUACUGGCAACGACUUGAUAAGCGUUCUGGAGGCAGCAUUGCUCAACGAACGUCGUCGUCGCGCCCGCUGGCGACUGGGGUGGGAAUGUUUUCGCUCAGCGUGCUCGUGGCUAGACGUGCGCGUUGAUGGUACCGAUGACGCAAAACGCGAUGAGCACGAAGGUUUAGCUGUGACACAUUUGGCCCUUGCGCUUGAGGGUAGACUGGGCGAAGGGCCACGCUUCAUGGAAGUACUGCGGCGGCUGCAGAAUUGUAGAUGGGUCUUGCUGUCGGGAAUAAUAGAGGAUUGGCACGCUUCGUAUCGCGUGUUCGGCCGGUACGAGGACGAAGGAGAAGAUGUGGAAGUGACUUUGCGUGAGUUGGCCAUGUUGUGUGCUUACGCGAGAGCCGAGAAGGCGCCUGCAAAGAUGCUUGCAGCGCUGCGAAGAGAGCUCGUGAGCGUGUUUACGAAUCAUCUCGUUCAUACGUUACUGCAUCCGUCAGUCUUCAGUAAGGCGUCGCACGCCGACGCGCUGGUCGCAAGUUGGUCAAAGUUGACGGAUGCCAACGUCUUGGAAGAACGACUGCGUUUCGAGUACCAUGACAACCUCCGCAACGUGCUGCAAGAAGCCGGUAUUGGCAGAGAUGUCGGAAGCAGCACCGGUACUGACUCUCAAGCUACGUGGGUUCAUGACGUUGGUCUCGCCUUCUUGUUUUACCAAGAGAGCGCGAGUGCGAGCUUGAGUCUUUGCGAGUGGUACGAGAGUUUCGCACAAGAACUACGGGAGGAAGCCGAAGCAGCUGCUAAGAGCAAAGGCGAGACGAGGACGGUAGUCGACGACAAAGCGAAUAAAGCUCGCUUUGUUCGGGCCAUUUGCACACUGCGUCACUGGGGUUUCCUCAAGGGCGACGCUCCUCGUGACCAGGAGCAGGACAUUAUCGAAAAGCUGGUGUUCAUCUGA